Thermothelomyces thermophilus ATCC 42464 is the source of this 999-nucleotide messenger RNA. RefSeq lists its product as uncharacterized. The transcript has a single exon. Bases 1 to 921 code for a protein of 306 amino acids. The record is from RefSeq and is a predicted model, not a curated record. NCBI's taxonomy places the organism in Eukaryota, Fungi, Ascomycota, Sordariomycetes, Sordariales, Chaetomiaceae.
AUGCGCCCUAUUCUACCGUUCAGCGACCGCCCAGGGGAAUGUCUUAGCAUUGGGCCAUCUCAGGGUCUUGUAUACGCCAUCGACCAGGAGAUCGUCCUCAAAGUUCCCUUCCAGUAUCCCGUUCUCCAGGAUGAUAGCACCCAUUAUUUAUUAGAUCUCGCUCUUAAAAGCUUCGUUUCCCUGGAAAGAGAAUUGGCUGUUUACGACACCCUGAGGAACAACCCGCAUCUCAAUAUCGCUAGAAGGCUGGAAACCGAUCGGUCCGAUUGCUUAUUUCUAGAACGCCUUACACCAUUAGCAGCUGCUUGGCCUGGCUCGAAUGAACUAGAUCGGCGACGGUGGGCUUUGGAACUGCUCGACGCUGUCAGCUGGCUAGAAGAUUGCGGCUGGGCACAUGGCGACCUUGCUGUGCGCAACCUUGGCGUCGACAGCACGAAGCGCUUGAAAGUGUUCGAUUUUGGGUCUGCCAUCCCACGCUCACACCCCGACUAUGCAAACGAGGUGUGGAGAGAUCAUUUCGACCUGGCGACUUGUCUGCAUUUCAUCCUCUCUGGAAUAGAUCCAUUUGCGGGGACGCGCUCCUGCUCCGAGGUCGAAAAGGUUCGGUCAACGCUGACGGCCGGUCGGGGGACCAUCAGACACGGCGCCGAUGUUCUUGCUGACAUCAUUCAAGACGGCUGGACCGGACGAGCUUCAUCUACGACAUUCCGCCAGCUCUCCCGACGAGCUAGCGAUGCUCUUAGCUCCAGGGAUCACGGCAGGCCAAGAGAACAGUCGGAAAGUCACUAUCGAUGUCUUGAAUCUCGUUGCAGGGCCUGGCUUGACGGUGUAUCCAGGAAUCCAAUGUGGAGGGAUAUCGGAGAGUACGUUUCGGCUUGUAAGGCUGUGGAACACGAAGUGGACAUGGACAUUUGGCGUUGAUAACCAGCUUGAGGUUAGAUUAGAUAAGCCCUAUAAGCCCUGGUUUGGUAUGGUAGAGCCUUCUUUGUUCCACCCUCU